Messenger RNA from Annulohypoxylon truncatum, 608 nucleotides. RefSeq lists its product as uncharacterized. The record is from RefSeq and is a predicted model, not a curated record. The transcript has 3 exons. Bases 87 to 482 code for a protein of 131 amino acids. Lineage: Eukaryota; Fungi; Ascomycota; Sordariomycetes; Xylariales; Hypoxylaceae.
UUUCACCUUAAGUUCUCUCUCUCUCCACUUGGUCCCCUUUAACUCAGCUCCUAUUCCAUCUAAAUUAGUAGUAUAGCCAUCCAGACAUGGCGCUAACUCAUUCGGACCAAGCGGUCCAGGGCUCCGUUGGGUCUGACUCUCAACGAGCACCCGACCCGUCAUAUACUAGCACACGAGUCCAUCAGUACUGCCAAGAUACCACAGCUCCUGCGAACGCCCACUUGUUCUCAGCUCCGCCAGAACACCUUGGGGUUUCACGGGAAAGGGCCAAUUCAGGGGUUGUUGGCUCAAUCGACAAUACCCUUGUUGAGCGGCAAACAACUAGCAGCCCGAAAGGAGAAGCGUCGGCAUCAGGCGCUGCUACCUACGCCAGGACUAGUGUUGACGUUCGGUGCGUCGGAACUCACUUCGGCGACUCCGAUGCGGCGUCGCCCAGACAAGGACCAGGCUCGUCGACGUCGAGAGAACUGCGCCUGAAAUAGAGAAAGAGCCCUCGCAAAUGCUAAUCAGACAUAGGUGAGAGUGGCGAUAGCGCGAGGCUAUAUCGGAUUACCUAAGUUUCGUCCACGGACCGGUUCAAGACGGACCCUUCUUAUGAAAUCAUUCUU